Messenger RNA from Owenia fusiformis, 2099 nucleotides. The record is from the annotation of a GenBank genome assembly. Lineage: Eukaryota; Metazoa; Annelida; Polychaeta; Sabellida; Oweniidae.
GAUCUCAGAAGUUUCUUGGUAAGGUUUGGGAUCCAGACGAGCCUGGUACGGAACAACCCAUUAACCUUCGCGCACCUAGGAUCUACCUCUUACCAUAUAUAGAGCUUCCGACAUGCGCAGUCAUCAAAUUCCGGCUAUAUUGGGCAAACAAUAAUCCAAUCAGGAUCCAGGCAUGGCGACCUAACAAGGAUGUUGAUGGUGGAUCCGGAAGUUAUACCCUAGUUUUUGAACAGGCCGUGUAUCAUCAAUAUGGGGGAACUGUCACUGAGGUAGACCUAUUCAUGCAUGAAUGGAAAGUACUAGAGGGUGACGUCAUAGGAUUUGUCAGUGAAUCACCCACUCCCCCUUUACUAUGGAAGAACCCGACUGGCAAAAUUCGCUACCAAUAUGGCCGAAUAAAGCAUGAUAACUUCACUGAUGUGGAUUAUCCUCUCCGUGGGGAAACUGUAAAAUUUUACGCUGGUGUAUGGCGCUGGGAGUGGAGCUUUGGAGUCAUAAUUGACAUGGACUCUUGGAAAUAUCCAAGUCCCAGAAGAACAACUUCUACCACUGCUAAACCAAAUACAACAGCGGUAGCUCCUAGUUCUACGAACACGAAAGGUGUGUUGGGCACGGCGUGUGAUAAUGACGCAAUAUGUAAUUCUGGUGCUGCGCACUCUGAAUGCGUUGUGAGAAAAGGUACCAAUGAAGCUGCUGAGUGUAGGUGUGAAAAGGGCUACAAAGAAGAAGGAGUAUUCUGUGUGAAAGAAUCCGAAGAAAACAUACCUAAAACAGCUGCCGUCUCUGACAAGGAUGCAUGGGGUAGUGAACUGGUGAACCCAAUUGUACAAAUAGUUCUAAUCAUAUGGAUGAUACUUCUUACUCUAAUUGCUUUUGCAAUACUAUGCAUUGCUAUCAGACGCAAACAGGAAUAUCGCCACUUAGAUGAAACAGCUCAAAAACCAUUCAUUUUGGAAGAUACCACAAAUAAGUACGAUAAAUGGUCGGAAAGUGGUGCACGCAACGAGUAUAGCGACCCCGAAGCGUCUACUUCUGGUAUUACAUCGUAGACAAUACUUCAGUCGCGCGUGUAUAUUAGCAGGUCCUGUUAACCGAUAUGCGUUUGAUGUCACUCUAACUUGGAUGCAAUAGCUUGUGACGUUUUAUCAAAAGAUCGUACUGAUCCCAGGAUCCAUGAUAAUGAUUAUAUUAAAAAACUACACACACUGAAUCUGGUGAUUAACCCAUUCUACCUCCAAACGAAAAAAUAUACGUCAGUUUAAUGAACGAGUUAAAUUAGGAAUUGUAGUCUCAAUAUACCGACCUCAAAACCGACUGCAGUCUUAAAUGUCUUUGGUAGCAUUCGCAACAACUGAAUGUUUGUGGAACAAUAUAAAGAUAAGUGGGAUAUACAUCCUUGAGGACAGUUUGUUCACACCUUUUAUGACUCAGUGAGUUACGUGUAAGGCAAACGUCAUCACAAGGUUUACAUGAUACGAUUGGUGCCCUACUAGCUAAAUUAUACGUCGAUGAUGCACGUAGCAUUUUUUAUGUUUAGUAGACAGGGCGGGUGUAAUAUGGGCUUGUGUAAUGUCAUUCUAAGAACAUUUCCAAUACAAACAUUACAUACAUUGCAGUAUAAGCCAGUUCAAAAACUCUUGAAUUUUGACAAUCGAACGAAACAAUUUUAUAGGGGUGGGCAAAAAAUAACCACAUCAGAAGAAAAAGAAAUAUAACCGCCAAACUACUCCCAUGUAAUGUAUGCGUGUAUCAUCAGAGAACGCAGUACAUUUCGUUUUGAAUUCAAAUUCGGUUUCUUCGAAUCUAUAACAAUGUUCUUAUAAUCAGAAUCUAGGUCUUUUUACUGAAGCAUUCACUGUACGCCAUCAAAAAUCAUUAAAUAUAAUUUUAUUGUAAUUUGAAUUGUUUUGGUAUAUAACAAGCUAUUCUAACUUACAUCGACUUAGCCAACUUUUCAAAAUGACAACAGCCUGUAUUUUCUACUGACGUGAAAAUGCAUAGUUUACUUAUUUUAAAUCAAAAUUAUGGACUUUUUGAGUUCCUUGCUUGUAGUACAGAUAACCUUACUCCAUACUACAUGUACGUGGAUAUAACUUAUA